UCAUGUUGGUAGUUCGUAGUAUAGGUACCUACUUUAGUUAACUUAGUAUCGCUUGUCAGGGACUAGAGUCCUUGGUAAUUUUAACGAAAAGUAAUUACGGUUUAAGAAUUUAUUUCUCAGAAAAAGAAUAAAUUAUAAAAAUUUGAGAAAACAAGAUUAACAUAGUUAAAUAUUAUAUAUAAAACACACGGGCGGUACACAAAAAUAAAGUACAACAAAUUAAACUCCUAAUUGUAAUUAUCGCUAAAACCCGUUAUUAAAAAGUUAAAAUGCCUAAAAAAUCGUCAGGAAAUUCGUUUUACUUCUACAUGUUGGACUUUAAAGAAGAACAAAGUAAAAAAGGCGUAGUAUAUAGAAAUAUGGCCGAAGUUGCUGAAGCGGCAGGUCCCUCCUGGCGGGAUGCACCUCCAAAUGUAAGAUUGAAGUUCGAAAAUAUGGCAAAGAAAGAAAAACUCAAAGCCAAUAUUCCUGCUACGAAGUUUACCUCAACUGGUAUACCUUUGCCUUAUAUAAAACAGGCUCAAAAGGAACUUCGGGAAGCAGAAGAAUUUGAACGCAAAGACAUUAUAAGUUUGAUCAACUUGAGGGCAUUUAAUAACAGUAUUAAAACAAUGGACAUAUACUUGAUGGAUGUGAAUUGUUACUGCUCGGUGGGAAAUGAUUAUAUCAUUGGUGAAUCCACAUUGCUGCGCUUCAAUAUUCAAGAUGGCAUCAAGGAUACUUAUCAUGAGAUUAUAAAUCCUGGAGAUAUUCCACUUGGAUAUACUUCUGAGGUGAAAUUUGGUAGCCAGACAUACGGUCUCGAAAUGCCAGAUGAUUCAGUGCCACGCAGUAACUACAUGCAGAUCUUGGCCAACGUCAUUGAUUAUUUGAAGCAGGAAGAUCACACGGCUAAACUCUUGCCACCAAUAUUCACUAUGCCCAAUAAAGUGGAGCCAGUCAAGAAUUUUAUACAUCAAAUGUGUAGACAAGCAGCUGAAGAUGAGACUCUGUUCCGCAUAUAUAAGUUGGAUUUGUUAUUCUUUACAAUGUUAAACGUGCUCAAGACUCAACCAGACGAAGGUUUUCCGAAAGAGUCCCUAGCACUACUCCAACUGAAAAAGGAUUCCUUUAAAUACACACCUGGGAUUGGCUGCGAGCACCACGAGCGCUGCGACAUGUCGGUGGAGUGCAGCCAGUCGCGCGUGAAGCGCUGGGCCUACACCGUGCUGGACAGCUGCUGCGUGGCCGCCGGGGUGGCCGUGCGUCCCGCCGCGCACGCGCCGCCCGACCUCGACCUCGAAAGCAUCCAUGUUUACAAGGAACAGAAGAGAGUUAGGCAAGUGCCAUCUGUAGCUGGAUAUUCGCAAGCAACGUCAUCGUGCAAUACUUCUAUAGCAAGCGAUUCUUUCUGUGACACAACAAUGAACAGCUCCAUGGACAGUACAAAGAAGAAAAACAGGGUCCACGUGCCGUUGCGUAUGCCCAAAGCAGAUUAUUCUCAAGCUAUUCGAGUUGCACCCGAGCUCACAGAAGCCGAGUUUCCCAGUCUCGGGCAAAGACCUGGACGAGGUCGAGGCUUGGGUGCAAGUUUUAGCAAACUGAAACUUGACAAGUAAAUCGCUUAAAAUUAUAUAAAAUUAAUUAUUAUUGUUUAAGGAAUUAACUACAGGGUGCUUAAUGUUAAACGUUAACUAUUAUUUCUGACACUUGUAGUGGAAUCUAUGAGGAUAUUUUUAUAGCUUCUUAUAUAGUUAUGUAAUUCGACUUACUCUCGUUCCUAUAUUGUCUAUGAUAUAUUUCAAUGAGUAUUACGUGUAAACAAAACCCGUUAAUCAGUGUUAAUGAUCUCAAAAUUUAUGACAGCAAAUUCGUAAAAUUCAAUUUGCACUAAUUCAUCAUACUCUAUGAUAUGUAUAUAUAUAUUUCAUACAGAAUAUUAUCUGUGUAGAUUCAAUUUGACUAGACCUAAUAAUGAUAUUAAAAAUUAAAAAAAUAAAUAGAACAAAAAUACAUAUUACAAUAAAAAAUUGUACUAUCGAUUGGUUACAAUGUCACAUGUAGUUGUACUUUUAAAAUUAACUUCGAUGUUCAUUUAAAAGACAUUUCUAUUUAAGUUUAGCAUUUAUCUUGUUAUUAGGUCGCUAUCAAGCUUAAGUUAUUAGGUAUGUGUAUUAGUAAUGUGUGUAGUAUAUAUGUAUUUAAAAUUUUAACGCUCUGAUAAUGUUCUGUGAUGUUAAAAUGUAAAUUUGUAUUUUUUGUGGUAAAAUUUAAUUUUUUAGUAGAUUUAUUCAUAGUAAAGUGACACAGCUGAAAUUAUUUCGGUAAGGCUAACACGAUUUCACAAAUUUUAUAUAGUGUUAUUGAGAUCUAAAAUGGCUGGAUUUAUAAAUUUGUGAAAUGACAAAAAAUAUGUUUAAUAGUGACAAUAAUCUGUUCACGUAUGAAUGAUGAUUUUCAUAUAAGAACCUCUAGAAACAUGAAUAUAAUAGGAAUCUCAAAAUAUUUUUAAGUUCCUGACCAACAAAACAGAACUUAAAUAAUGCUGUUUUAUAUUUUUUAUUGUAUUAAGUAUAUUUGUAAAACAUAAUUGACCCUGAAUUAACAUGUAAUAUCUGAUAUAAUGCUGCUAUGGACUCUUGAAAAAAGGAAAUUAAAAUUCUUGAGUUUUAUGAUAAAUUAAAGUGAAUAUAAGUAGC
Molecule: messenger RNA, 2678 nt
Organism: Nymphalis io (European peacock)
Lineage: Eukaryota; Metazoa; Arthropoda; Insecta; Lepidoptera; Nymphalidae
Gene: mael
Product: protein maelstrom homolog
Exons: 11
Coding region: 270-1598 (442 amino acids)
Biological process (GO): regulation of miRNA-mediated gene silencing; spermatogenesis; piRNA processing
Cellular component (GO): P granule; nucleus
Molecular function (GO): sequence-specific DNA binding
Source: RefSeq, a predicted model, not a curated record